UCUAGAAAUAUAUAAUUAUAUAUAAAACGCUGUUUUUUGUACGCUUUCAUGUACAGUUUUCAUUGGCAGUUAUUUGUUUUUGGUAAGGAUAAAAUUCGUAAAAUAGUAAAUGAAUAAAUCUUAUAAAAAUAAAAACUAAUAAAGUGGUUAGAAACAGCAACGAUGAGCAACGAUCAAGCAAACGAAUUGUCUGAAACAGUUGAGUUAUCUUCCAAUGACAUUGAGAAAAUAGAAGAAGCAAAAUUAAGAGCAAAAUUUCCAAAUACUGGACGUCCAAUUAGUGGACAUUCAGCAUUCCUACAAAAAAGGCUAGCUAAAGGGCAAAAAUAUUUUGAUUCUGGAGAUUAUCAAAUGGCAAAACAAAAAUAUACAGCUAAGCCUAAGCCAGCUGGUGUUUUGCCAACAGGUGAUGCUAUACCUACACCUGAAACAGUACCACAACGAAAAACAUCUAUAAUUCAACAAAAAUUUAAUACAACAACUACAUCAUAAAUUUUUGUACUGUUUUAAAAGUAUUGCAACUCAAAUGAUAUAAUGCGGUUAUAUGCAAUCUGAAUUUUAAAUGAUUCAAUAUCUUUAUAUUUUAUAAAUGGUAUUAUUUUGAAAUUUCAACUUUUAUGUUUUUUGAAUGCUUAUACAUUAUCAAUAUUGAAAAAGAUUUAUGUUCAUAAUAUGUAUAUCUUUUCAGUAUAUCAUGUGCCAUAAAAACAUUCCAAAGACGAAAGUUUUUAAGGUACUUCAAAAAAAUUAUAUACUUUAUGAUAAUGUAUCAUGUAUCAAAUAUUAUUAAUAUUAUUCUGAUCUUUCUUUUAUUUAAAGUGAAAGUGUUAAUAAUUUUGUGUUGUUUGAAAUGAUAUUUUAGAAACAUAAAUAUAGAAUUUCAAAAUUUAUUUUUAAAAUAAAUAAUGAAGUUAAAUAUUUAAAAAUACAAGAUUGAUGAUAAAAAAAAAAUAAGUUGUAACCAUUUGUAUAUGCAAUAGAAUGAGAUACUAUACAGAUCUGCAUUUCCAAAGUUGCUGUGAUGUGCUUAGACUAUAUUCUUAUAAGAUGUCAGAUUGUCUUAAAAUCUGUAUUUAACUUAACAUAAUCUUAAUAUAGCAGUUGUUUUGUUUAUUGUAAACUAUAUUAUUAAUAUAUUGCAAUUUAAAUUUA
Molecule: messenger RNA, 1152 nt
Organism: Apis cerana (Asiatic honeybee)
Lineage: Eukaryota; Metazoa; Arthropoda; Insecta; Hymenoptera; Apidae
Gene: endos
Product: endosulfine alpha
Cellular component (GO): cytoplasm
Molecular function (GO): protein phosphatase inhibitor activity
Source: RefSeq, a predicted model, not a curated record